Sodiomyces alkalinus F11 is the source of this 336-nucleotide messenger RNA. RefSeq lists its product as hypothetical. The transcript has a single exon. Bases 1 to 336 code for a protein of 111 amino acids. Lineage: Eukaryota; Fungi; Ascomycota; Sordariomycetes; Glomerellales; Plectosphaerellaceae. The record is from RefSeq and is a predicted model, not a curated record.
AUGUCUUCCUCGGCUCGUGACAAUGAGGCCAACAAGUCUACUGUUGGCUCCCAGGGAGAUCAGACUGGUAUUCACGCAAAAGUAGGCAUCGAAACCACCAAGGUUGAGAAGUCGACAGCAAUGCAAACGAGGUCUCCAAAAGAGUUCAAACCUCCAUCUCAAAAUGGACUCACGUCCUACGACGCCCAGGCAACUCGAGACAACAAGAGAGCCAACGAGGAGCGCGCCGUCAAUCUCGAAAAAGCCAAGCGCCAGCUCUUCGCUAGCAGUGAAGACAUGGCGGCCGAGUUGCGUAACAUUGAGCGACGACGGAGCAACAUGAACGAGCUCCAUUGA